Messenger RNA from Magallana angulata, 787 nucleotides. RefSeq lists its product as uncharacterized. The transcript is spliced from 4 exons. The coding region runs from base 6 to 548 and encodes 180 amino acids. NCBI's taxonomy places the organism in Eukaryota, Metazoa, Mollusca, Bivalvia, Ostreida, Ostreidae. The record is from RefSeq and is a predicted model, not a curated record.
UAGAAAUGUUAAGCUGUUCGAUAAGCGUUUUUGGAUUCAACGUAAAUGUUACAAAAGUAGCUGUCGUUACGUUUGUCCUUGUCCCUGUGGCAUGGGCAUGCUGGAGAAUAUGGAUUAAAAGAAUGCGAAGAAAAAUUAGAAAAAAAGUUCCGGUGCUGUGUCUAUGUGAAGAAGGGCACUACAAAAAUGCAUUCAAGUUCUUCGCUGAGAAUAACAUGAACUUUGAAGUCAUCUGGUUAAACAGCUGGGAUUAUGGUAGCAAAUUUUUAUUGCUGUGUGAUGUUGUUAGUCGAAUUCCUGAGGAUGUCCAAUAUGUCCUAUACAAGUUGAAAAUAGAUGGUGAAGCAUUAAAAACCAACACAAUGGUUGUUGCAAUGCACAGAUCAGAAUGCGGACAAACGGAGACUGUAUACAACCGCAGUAGUACUCCGGAAGAUACACUGCAUUCGUUGGCGUUAACAAAUAUAUACUAUAAUGGGGAUCGUACAUUCGAUUGUCUUCAAAACAAAAACGCUAAAGGUGGCAUCGAGUCGUUUUUGACUGAAUGAUCAUUUUGUAUUACUUGAUUACUAGAACCCAUUAGAAAUAUAACGGACUUGUCGCAAACAGAGAAAAUUCGGACUUAUUUUUUUUUCUUUAUUUUUCUCCACUAAAAAUAUUUCUGCAUCACAAUUUAUGUUUAGUGGAAUGAAAAUUUUAUUAUUUUCUCUUAUUCUGAUGUACGUAAUUACGACAGUCAUAUUCAAAGCAUAUGCGCGGAUUUUUGCGCAGAGGUGCGAAAUCUUGA